AUGGCCAUCGUCCCCCAGGUCUCACUCACCCAACUUCUCCUGUCCUCCACAUUCCUCCUUCAGGCCCUAGCCGCUCCCGCAGCCAACGUCGCCGCUCCGACAGUAAACAUCCCCAACGGCGCCAUCAUCGGCACCACGACGCAACCCGCAGUCCCGGGAGCAACAUACGCCAAUGCCUACCUCGGCGUCCCCUUCGCCAAGUCUCCUCCGGAGCGAUUCUCCGCCCCGGAAGCGGCCGCCGCGUGGACGUCCCCGCUGUCCGCGACCUCCUUCAAGCCGGCAUGCAUCCAGCAGUUCUCGGAUAGCGGCAACGCCCAGAUCUUGCAGAAGGCCAUCUUCGGUAACCCCACCGGUCCUCUGACCCAGGAGAGCGAGGACUGCCUGUACCUCAACGUCUUCACCCCUCCCACCGCCACGUCCUCGACCAAGAAGGCCGUCUUGUUCUGGAUCUUCCCCGGAAACCUGCAGUUCGGAACAGCAAGCCUGCCCAUCUACGACGGCGGGGCUCUCGCUGUUGCACAAGAUGUGAUCGUCGUCACUACCAACUACCGCACCAACAUCUUUGGCUUCUCCAACUCGCCCGAUAUCCCCGCGGGUACUCAGAACGCCGGUUUCCUCGACCAGCGUCUCGCUCUGAAAUGGGUCCAGGACAACAUCGGCAGGUUCGGUGGUGACCCGUCGAAGGUUACCAUCUUCGGAGAGUCGGCCGGUGGAGAGUCAGUCAAGCAGCUCCUCGCCAACCCGCCGAGCCCGCUCCCGUUCUCGGCGGCCAUCAUGCAGUCGCAACAGGCCAUGCUCAUCGGAUCCGGUUCCGACAGCUACAGCAAGGUCCUCAAGCAGUUCAACUGCGCCGACGUUACCUGCCUGCGCCAGGUCUCCGCCUCGGACAUCAAGGCCUACAUCGAGUCCGCCGCGCUCGUCUUCCCUCCCGUCGUCGACGGCACUUACACCAACGACGUCCGCAACAGCAUCAAGAUCGGCCAGUGGCCCAAGAUCCCCGUCAUGAUCGGCACGACCCUCAACGAGGCCCGGGCCUUCCUCGCCGUGGAAUCCCUCAACGACGGCUCCGCCGCCUUCACCAACGCCCUCUCCACCGUCGGCCUCAAGGACGCGACCACCAAGAACUCGAUCCUCUCGCAGUACGCCCUCAAGGGCAUCAACGACCCGUACCUGCUGGCCGACAAGAUCAUCACGGACGCCGUCUUCACCUGCACGACCUCCCGCCUCGCGACGUUCCUGGCCGCCAACGGCGUCACGACGUACCGCUACCGCUACGACCCGACCUUCGCGUCGACCAGCAUCUUCGCCAACGCCGGGUCCUACCACACGAGCGAGAUCCCGUCCGUGUUCGGGACGUACGCGCAGUACGGCAAGUGGGGCAAGGCGACGGACCAGCAGGCCAAGCUGAGCUCGUUCAUGCAGGGCGUCUGGGGCGGGUUCGCGAAGAACCCGGCCGGUGGCGUGGGAUGGCCCAAGGUCGGCGGUGGUAUUCUCGGGUUUGAUAUGGGGUUGUUGGGGUCUGGAGGUUCCACGGGUGUCACGACUGCGAACUCGGCGAUGGCUGCUGAUUUUGUUUGCCCGCUGUACUAUGGCCUUGAGGAUGCGAUGGGUUUCUCGUGGUAG
Colletotrichum karsti is the source of this 1623-nucleotide messenger RNA. Its product is annotated as carboxylesterase. The transcript has a single exon. The record is from RefSeq and is a predicted model, not a curated record. Gene Ontology annotation, molecular function: cholinesterase activity. NCBI's taxonomy places the organism in Eukaryota, Fungi, Ascomycota, Sordariomycetes, Glomerellales, Glomerellaceae. The coding region runs from base 1 to 1623 and encodes 540 amino acids.